AUUGGGCCACCACGCCCCUCUUUAUGAAGCAUGCAUGAGAGGAGGCCUCACCUACAUUGUAUGUCUCUAAAAUCAACUGUUUGUCUCCCUGCUAACUGCUACAGUUGCUAGCUACCACUGUCACUACCAGGACCAAGUUAUUGGAGAUACUACGCUGUAACCAUGGCAAUUCAUGGAGGGGGCAUGACCAAUUGGCAAGUCAAUCUCAAACUAAUGGACGACGAUGAAGAUCAGGACAGUGACACUGACUCUAAGCUGAGUGGUUCAGCCCUAGUGGACUCUGUCAUGAAGCGUCUGCGUAGCAAGCACAGUCACUACAAGGACGGUCAGUAUAGUGGGGGUGGGGGGGAGUUUGACCAUACCCUCCGAGAGCAGGACGAGGAGAACGAUGAAGACUUGUACCCUGACCCCACAAGACACCCUCUCUCUGACGUGCAAUCUCCUCCCGGUCGGUAUGGUAACCAAGCUCCUAAUGGGCACGUGGAUGGGGGCGGGGCCAACACGUCCAAUUCACCCAGGUCACAUCGGAGGAACUACGAGAACUCCUCUAACUCUUAUUACAAUCGCAAACCAGAAGCACUCAGUCCCGUGCCAGAAUUCGCGAUACGCUCGAUUGAUGGCCCCGCCCACAACCAGUGGGGGAGCGCAGGACGACGUAAUGCCAGUGAUGAUUACCCCCCACACGGCCUCAGUGGAGGAGGGGGUCCAAACACCCGGAGCAUGGAGAAUAUUCCACACGGGUCACCCAGUACGAGGAGACGAAGGAACUACGAGCAAACUCAGAUUGGAGUUGGGGGCGUGGUUACCAACAGCAGACCUGGAUACAGGGAUGGUCGUGUCCCUCCUUCCCAACUGAGCAGCGGUGACAUGUCCUCCACACACAGUCGCAGCCAAGAGGCACUCCCUCUGAUAGGCCACAACCACCUUAUGUCAAGCCCCGCCCAUCGUCCGCAUCAUGAUGUCGCUCAGAGUGAUAUCAACGUGGGAAGCUACGGCAAACCCUUUCCUCGUAGGGGCAGUGCUGACAGACCAGUAUAUCAUCCACACCUCCACUCUGCACCCGCCUCACAAGUUGUCCUCUCUUCGUCAGCCCCCCAACGCUCGUGGGCGGAUUCGACACACCCUCCCAUGCUCGGAUACGACCCUUCACGCACACCCCCCGGUCAGAGAAGAGGCAGACACGAGAUGCCACGAGACACUUCGUACAGCAGUAACCUACACGAAUCGUCAGGGAGAUAUCUAGAUGACUCUAUGGAGCAGUCAGGUGGUGGUCUCCUUCGCUCAGAGCGCUCUUCUGGGAAGGGCAAUGAGCCAAACCUCAAUGAUGUGGUGGAUUUCCUCAGUUCUGAUGAUGCAGGUUUGGUCUCUAAUGCAGCCAGUUACCUUCAACACCUGGCUUAUGGCGAUGACAACAUGAAGUCAAAGAUAAGGACGUAUGGUGCCAUUCCUGCACUGGUGAACCAGCUGAGACGUCCGGAGACGAGGGUGCAGAUGGCAGUACUGGGUGCUCUCAGAAACCUGUCAUUUGGACGGGCCAACGACGAGAACAAAAUGGAAAUAGCAGGUGAACAUGGGCUGGCUGAGAUCCUGCUGGCUCUGAGAAUGAGUCGGGUUGCCGAGGUAAGGGAGCUGCUCACUGGAUUACUCUGGAACCUCUCCUCCUGCGAGGAAAUGAAACUUCGUAUCAUUAAGAGCAGUACCCACGACAUAGUAGAGCUGACGAUGGUCCCGUACACUGGGUGGAGUCUGGAGGCGGCCAAGGACCCUCUGGCUAAACCUAGCUUCAUACAGUGGAACAUUGAGCUGAGAAACAUCACUGGUACGUUACGGAACAUCUCCUCAUCGGGUGAACCAUCGCGAGUUUGUAUGAGGGCCAGCAAUGGACUGGUCGACACGCUUGUAUGGCUGCUUAGGUCUGCGGUACUCCACAAGGCAGCUGCUGAUGAAAAGGCUGUGGAGAAUGCAGCAUGUGUCUUGCGUAACCUCUCUUAUCGUCUCGAGAACGAAGUGGAUCCUCAGGAAGGGACGGGGGAUGUACUGGACCAUGACUGGGAAGAGGAGCAACGGAAAGACAUGGAUGAGAUCACGCAGCCUUUCUCCAACUCAAGUCCCGGGUGUUUGGCGUUUCUCAAAAGAUCUCGUGGGAACAGUCGACGGGAAAGAGGGCGUGUCCAUAGUCCCAUGGUCAGCAGACCGUCCUACAGUGUGGACUACGCUAAUCCUGAUCCGUCCUCUCUCCCAAAACGCACCGGACCUGUGUACGGAAUGGCAUUGCUAUGGCAACCGGACAUCGUGUAUCUGUACCUGGCCCUAAUUGAGCAUUUCUCUGUUGCCAUAGAAACCAUUGAGGCGGCCGCCGGUGCAAUUCAAAACCUCACAGCAUGCAACUGGAAGUGGGCGGUGUAUGCUCGUAACAUGAUCCGGACGUCCAAUGGCCUGCGUCUAUUGGCAGAGCUACUCAACAAUGGCCAUGAUGCGGUGGUGAGGGCAGCAGCCAUGGCUCUUAGAAACCUAGCCAUCGACCCUCGAAACAAAACCUCUCUAGGUCCUCAAGUGAUAGCAUCAGUGAUCCCCCGCCUCCCGUACGGAUCAAACCACCUGGGUAUGUCCGAGGAGACCACCAUCUCACUCCUCUGUUGUCUCAUGGAGGUCUGCACUGAGAGCACCACUAAUGCACGCCUGGUCCUGGAGACUGGAGAGGGUCUGUCGUUCCUCACACGUCUCACGUGGUCAAGACAACACACUCAGAAGAUCAUCUUUGCUGCCGGGAAGCUCUGCUCCAUCCUGUACGAGUGCAAAGAGUGUAAGUCAGCGCUUAAGAAAGAGGGUUGGGAAAUGAGCCAGUUUCAAAAGUUAGUAAAAGAGUCAAGCUCCCAAUUUGAUUUUGAGCAGAGAGUGAGCAUCUCUCGUGACUACCAGGGUUCUCGGAGGAAGAAGAGAAGUAAGAAGGUGUCAAAGAAGUCAAAACGCCCAGGUCGCCAAGAUGAUGAGGAGAGUGUGAUGAGUGGAAUGAGUGGAGUGAGACAUGAGCCAAUGUCAGCCACGUCGUCGAUGAUAUCAGGGGCUUCCCCUAUGCACAUCUCCCACCCCCAACCCCCUCGCUCACUACCCCCCACAGCCGAGGAGGAGCAGCUGAUGGACAUGGAGGAACCAGGCUAUCAGCUCAUACCCAAAGAGGAACCGGGACCUGUCAUUUAUCAGAGUAUUGACGACCCAGACCUGAAGCAGACCCACCCGGUCACCCCUUCCUCAGUGCCCGCCCCUCGGUCCGACACUGCCCCCCACACAGAGACAGCUGGCUCUACAACCAGCGGCCCCCUGUCAACCACCGGCCCACUCUCGGCCACCUCGCAGGAGGAGUCUGAGCCAGACCCCAACGCCACUUACGCCUCGGUUGACAUUCACAAGAAAAGAGCAUCUCGUCGGCAAAAGGAGAAAGAAAAGAAAGAGAAAGAGAUAGUAAAAGAGGAGCCACCGCAAGAGGACUCGUGGGUGUAGCUCAUUCUGUGUGUCUAAUUCAAACUCAACAGUAACUAUUAUUUUUAGGAUGCAAUGUCACCCCCUUUUUGUGCACCUUCUGACCAGCUUACAUUCAACCACCUUCUAAUAAUUAUAGUCCUAUAUGUAUGACAUGUAUUUCAUCAAUGCUGCGAAUGCAGACUAGAUCACCAUGGCUAUAGAUGUAAAUUGUACACAUGCAGUUUUUAUCGAACAUUCUAUAUAUGAAAUUAUUGUGUAAUCGCAA
Messenger RNA from Halichondria panicea, 3745 nucleotides. RefSeq names its product catenin delta-1-like. Gene Ontology annotation, biological process: cell-cell adhesion; cell-cell junction assembly. The coding region runs from base 163 to 3498 and encodes 1111 amino acids. The record is from RefSeq and is a predicted model, not a curated record. Gene Ontology annotation, molecular function: cadherin binding. NCBI's taxonomy places the organism in Eukaryota, Metazoa, Porifera, Demospongiae, Suberitida, Halichondriidae. Gene Ontology annotation, cellular component: plasma membrane; adherens junction; cytoplasm. The transcript is spliced from 21 exons.